AUGGCCGGAAGAAAAGAAAAAGAUAAACACAAAGAGCAAUACAGCCAAACUCCCCCAAUGCCCAGAAUCCUCCCUGCCUCAUUAAGCCAAAAAUCUAUAAAAAUGAGCCUGCCCUUUAGGAUCUACACUGAGCCAAAUAAGACCCAAUUACCAGUCUGCACUUACUUCCAGAGUACUGCUAAUCUUUUUAUUAUUGAGCCUCAUGUCUCUAUGUCUAUGAGCCCUACUAUGGUUGCUCAGAAUCAUUUCCCUCCUGGCUUUCAUUACCUUCCACAUAGUCCCUACAAGUCCCUUAAAUUCUACCGUGAGAUACUUCAUGAAACUAAAUCUGUUGAUAUUAAGCCAAUCCGUGAUAAAAUUAGACCCCUUCUGGUAUCAGAGCCAUUCUUGAUUGAUGCUCCCCCUGAAGAGCUUGGGAAUGUCAAUCUUCAAAAAUGGUGGCAAUGGCAAUCCCAAGAACUUUAUGCUGGCCCUCCACGAUUUCCUUAUGUCGAAGCAUUUGAUGAGGUUCCAGAUGAAUAUUUUGAUGAUAUUUUUAAUCAAGCUUCACAAAUUUCCUUUGAAGGUGGACAAGAAGUGGGUAAUGACAACAUGGGAACAAUAGAAGUGCCUGUGUAUGGACAUAAUAUUGACAAUGAAGAUAGGAUAAAGGUACCUGUCAAUGUUGAUGAUGAAGAGGAUAGUGAAGAAGACUGUGACGUUGAUGGUAGGAGGAGAGUAAGAGAUCUUCAAGACAGUGGUGAUGAAUCAGAUAAAGAAAUAUAUGAAAGUGAUAAUGAUGCUGCCAUUGAUGACAACAACCUGUUUGAUGGAAAUAUGCAAUCCAGUUUUGGGAGAGUAGGAAAUACCUAUCUACCUAAGGAUUUUGUGGCUUUUGAUCAUGAAGAAGACUCGGAUACAAACUCAGAAAAAGCUUUCAACUCACCUAACCACUCUUCAGAUGAGGAUGGUGAAAUGAAGAGGAAGUAUCCAGAGUUCUGUAAGUCUGAUUUGAAUAAUCCCAAGCUUGAGAAAGGAAUGUUAUUUGGAAGCAAGGAGAUCUUGAAGACAGCUGUUAAGAAUUAUGCAGUGAUGGGAAAUUAUUCAAUAAAAUUUGUCAAAAAUGAUAAGAGGAGGAUCACUGCAAGAUGUACAAACUGCACUUGGAUGCUUCAUGCUUCAUAUAUGCAACUAGAGGAAACGUUGCAGAUCAAGACCUUUAUUGAUAAACACAUUUGCGUCCGAAAUCCUACUAACCCACAUGUCAAUUGUGUAUACAUAGCUCAAAAGUAUAUAGAUCGUAUCAUGGAUGAGCCUGAUAUUACGAUUAAAAAUCUUAAGAAGGCAGUGAAGAGGGACUUAGGAUAUAAUGUUUCAGAUAGCCAAUGUUCUAGAGCUAAGAGGAAAGCCAAAAAAAUAAUAGAAGGGACUUACAUGGAGCAAUACUCAAGGCUGUGGGAGUAUUGUGAUGAGGUGAAAGCAACAAAUGUGGGAAGCACAAUGAAGAUAAGGGUGGAGCUUCCUUCGCACUUGCAAAGACUUUAUGGUCCUUUUGCAGGUCAAUUACUUGUUGCAGUGGGUGUUGAUGCCAAUGAUAACAUGUACCCUAUUGCAUAUGCUGCUGUGGAGUUGGAAACUAAGGAGACAUGGAGCUGGUUUUUGGAGUUGCUAAUGGAUGAUCUUGGUCCUGUAGAAGACCAUGGAUGGAUAUUCAUAUCAGACCAACAAAAGGGGUUGGACAAAGCCUUUGAUAUUGUUGUGCCUCAAGCCCAACAUAGGUGGUGUGUUAGGCAUAUGUAUGGGAACUUCAAGGAAAAGUAUAAGGGCAAGGGUUUGAAAGAUCUUUUAUGGAGUGCAGCUAGGGCUCCCAAUUGCCAUGACUUUGAGGUUGAGAUGAAUAAGCUGAAAGAGAUGGAUGGUGAUGCUUAUAAUUGGUUGAUGGGGAAAGAUCUAAAUAACUACAUCUUGGGUGCCCGAGAUAAACCUAUAUUGACCAUGCUAGAAAUGAUAAAGUGUAACCUAAUGAAAAGGUUAGAAGUGAAGAGGAUUGCUAUGGCAAAACAUGAGGGGGUCAUUUGCCCUAAAAUUCAAAAGAAAUUGGAGAAGAUAAAGAUGCAUUCGGCUAGGAAUUGUAUGCCAACAGCAGCUGGAGCAUUUGAAUAUCAAGUGGGAGAGUACUUACAUGAUCAACAUGUGGUAAAUAUAGCAUUGAAGACAUGCUCUUGUAUGAGAUGGGAUCUUAAUGGUAUCCCUUGCAUUCAUGCCGUUGCUGCCAUAUAUCUUUAUAAGGGUUGUCCAGAAGAUUAUGUAGCUUCAUGCUAUCUUAAGGACACUUAUUUGAAGGCUUAUGAGCCAAUGAUUCAUCCAGUGAAGGGCUUUAACAUGUGGCCAAAGUCAAAUAAAAAACAACUCUUACCUCCAAUUGUUAGAAAACAACCGGGGAGACCAAAAGGAGUAGGAAAAAGGACCCUGAAAUGGAGAAGGUUGUUGAUACCAGUGCCCCAAGACCCUCCACCUGGAACCUAUAUUGAUAAAAGAUGGGGACUUCCAGCUUCUUUGAAGAAAAGGAGAAGUAAUGGUGCUACAGAUGUGGCCUCCUUUUCUCCUAUGCCAACUCAAGAGAAUGUGCACACCACUCUGAUGCAAAGACAAAAGCUUCCUAUUAGGAAGGGUUAUGUAAAUGCUCCAAAUGCACCAAGGCCAACUCCUCUUGUGCCCACUUCAAGACCAACUCCUCUUAUGCCCACUCCAAGACCAACUCCUCUAUUUAUACCCACUCCAAGGCCUAUUCCUAAUAUGCAAAUUGGAAGUUUAAGCUCUGUGAAUCAAAGACAAAUUGGAGGUGCAAGAUCAAUGAAUACAAGACCAACUCUUAAUAUGCAAAUGGGAGGUGCAAGUUCUGUGAAUCCAAGGCAUAUGGGAGUUAGCAUUAGGCCUCCACUAUCGAGGCAAAUGGGAGGUUCAAGUGCCCGAUGGAACCCACCAGGAAAAGCAACGAACAAGAAAAUUCCAAGUGAACUGAAAUUGCUUAUUUUGGUUGUUGGCCAAUAUUUUGUGAACUAA
Molecule: messenger RNA, 3042 nt
Organism: Prunus armeniaca (apricot)
Lineage: Eukaryota; Viridiplantae; Streptophyta; Magnoliopsida; Rosales; Rosaceae
Source: the annotation of a GenBank genome assembly